This is a messenger RNA of Funneliformis mosseae, 1024 nucleotides long. The record is from the annotation of a GenBank genome assembly. NCBI's taxonomy places the organism in Eukaryota, Fungi, Glomeromycota, Glomeromycetes, Glomerales, Glomeraceae.
AUGUAUUAUAAUUAUUUUCCGACGAGAAAAUUUCAAAUUUAUCAAAUAUUUUCGUCAAACACAAAUUUAGGGAAAACAAUAUUUUCGACAGGAUUGAUAAGAGCGUCAGUAUUAAAAUCCCAAAAGUACAAAAAUCAUUAUUAUUUAAAACCAAUUCAAACGGGAUAUCCAAAAGAUGACGAUUUACGAUUUGUGAAAACAUAUCUUCCGGAAAAGUUUAAUAGUUUAAUUAAACUUGAGUCAUUGUAUAAAUACGAGAAAGCGGUAUCACCCCAUUUAGCGAUUAAUAAUCCGAUACCUAAAGAUGAAGAUGUAUUGAAUAGAAUAAAAGGAUCUAUAUCGGAAUCUUAUAAUGAAUCAUUGAAAGAUGGAGGGAGGUUAUUUUUGGAAACAGCUGGCGGCGUAAAUAGUCCGAUCAUGUCAGGUACCAUACAAUCGGAGUUUUAUCGAGCAUUGAGGUUACCGAUAAUUUUAGUGGGAGAUAGUAAUUUAGGGGGAAUAAGUACGACAAUAUCAUCAUAUGAAUCUUUAACACUGAGAGGAUAUGACAUUCCAACCUUACUAUUAUUUAAUAAUGAAAGAUAUAAUAAUCAUUUAUUCAUUGAAAAAUAUUUUAAUGAGAAUCAAAAUUCGUCUAUUAUUACGCCUAAAAUAUUUCCCAUUUCAUUACCACCACCAAAAUCGGAAAAUGAUUUAUCAGAUGUCAAAGGGUUAGAGGCAUAUUUUGAUUCAAAUGAUGAAAAAUUUAAAGCCAUAAUUAGUACAUUGGAGGAAUGGCAUGACAAUAGAUUUAAUAGAUUGGAUGAAAUGGAGGAGAAAGCCAAAGAAAUAGUUUGGUGGCCAUUCACCCAACACGAUAAAGUUGAUGGGGUUAACGUGAUUGAUUCCGCGUAUAAAGAUUUAUUAAUAAGUUACAAGGACGAUUCUAAUCUAGGAGAGACAUUUGAUGGGUCCGCAAGUUGGUGGACGCAAGGGUUGGGUCAUGGGAAUUCUAAAUUAACAUUAACGGCAUCGUAUGCAUCAG